Messenger RNA from Rosa chinensis, 3107 nucleotides. RefSeq lists its product as uncharacterized. NCBI's taxonomy places the organism in Eukaryota, Viridiplantae, Streptophyta, Magnoliopsida, Rosales, Rosaceae. Gene Ontology annotation, molecular function: DNA binding. The record is from RefSeq and is a predicted model, not a curated record. The coding region runs from base 13 to 2880 and encodes 955 amino acids. The transcript is spliced from 9 exons.
AUAAAGUGUCUUAUGUUUCAGGAUAGAGAGUUUAAGCCAAAAAUGGAUGCGAAUAAUGAGAACAGAGAACCAGUGACUGAUCUUGCUCUGGAUUAUUCAAUUCAGUGUAUUCAGAGCAGGCUGAACAGCGAUUCAGGUGCAGGUGCAAAUGCAGGUUCAGUGUUAGGCAUGACAUUUGUGGCCACGGAGCCCCUGUCAGAGUUAGUUUGGUCUACAGAUAAAGGUGCAGGACCAAGCAAUGUGAAUCUUUCACCGCCACAAAGCAUUACAGGUGGGAGGCCUAUUGCUGAGAAGCCUUUAGAAGAAGAGAAUUUUAUAGCCUCAGAUACAUCAUUUCGUGUGAAGAGUGAAGCUGCUGGCAAAGAUGCUUUGACUAUGUCGCCGACAAGUGAUGCUGGCGUCAUGCUGGCACAUGGGUCGAGCCAUGAAUAUGAGACAGCAGAAACAAUUCCUAACGUGGAGGAAGUGCAAACAGCUAUGGAAGUAUCUAUUUUGCAUAAACAGGUGGACACUUGCGGUCCAAUCAAUUUCAAAAUAGAUGAAAUACCUGAGAUGCCUGAAACUGGAGAAAAUUUUCUUACAACAUUGCCAGGUGAUGUUGACAGAGAAAGGGCUAAUAUGAUGCAACCAGAUCAAAUAAUACCUUUUGUGGAACAAAGUGAACCAUUAUUGGAGGAUCCUGUCAGUGAAGACAUAUGUGCUGAUGAUAGAAAUCCGAGUAGGGAAAUGGAUUUUCUUUUGACCUCCAAAGCCUACCUAGUGAAUGAAAGUAGAGAUUCUGGUGCUUUUGUGGUGGAUCAAAUUUCCCAAGGCAGUAGGCCCUUGGAUAAACUGGAGUCAACUGCUGAUAAUGAUGUACAGAUACUGAGAAGUGAAAAUGCUUAUGGUGCAGCAAGUCAGAAGUUAGGAUCAGAAUGCCUCCUCGGGGAUAAAGAUAGCUUUGAGAAGGUUGAGGAGUUGCUUCCUGUAGAGGACUCUGUUCUGGACAAACACUCUCCAACUAACAGUAGAAUCCAUAAACAUCGAAGGAAAGGCAAGGAAAAGGCUUUAUCUGAUGGAGAUCUUAGUGGGAGAAUGUCCAAAAAAGCUGUAUCUGAUGGAAAUAUUAGUGGCAGAAUGUCAAACGAAGGGGAUGAUAGCCAUGAGAGUGUUGAAAGCUGUAACAGUGCUAGGUUGGUGUCAUCAGGCAAGAAGAGGUGGGGCUUUGAAGAACAGUUUAUUGUUGGGACUAAAAGAUUCAGAAAGCAAAUUCAAGAAACACCUGGUAGCAGUUCCUAUGUUAAACAAGAUAGCUCCUUCAUGAAUUGGAUAUCAUGCAUGAUGAAGGGUUUCUCAAAAUCAAUACAGGAUGAAGCACUACCUCUUAACGUUGUACAUCCUGAUCAUGUACGUGAGAGUUCUGAUAAGAAACUUAUCACAUACAACAAGAACCAAGAUGCUGGAAUAAAAAGUAUUGGUUUCCAGUCAAUUUUUCAGUCCUUGUAUUGCCCAAGGGCAGAGGACCAGGGAACAAGAAUGUCAAGUGGCAAUCAUGAAAUAAGAGAAAGACCUGAGGAACUUGAGCAAGCUAUUAUUCCAAAAGGUUUUCAUGGGGAGAAAAUGAAUCUAGGCAAAGGAUGUCUGCUGCCAGUUGGGAAGUUCAAUGAAUCAACUCGCUGUACUGAAGUAGGUUCAGCACUCCAACCUGAGAUUUUAUCUGCAAAAGUUGCCAGUAGUCAGGAGAAAGGCAAUAAUACUGAUUCCGUGGAGAACAAAUGUGGAGUUGGCUCUACUUCUUCUCUGGGAAAACGUAAGAAAACAAGUGUCGAGCAUGUUGAAUCUGACCCACUGCCUGAAGGAAAGAUAACUGAUAAGUUUGAUCAUCGAAGAGACCUUCUGGGAAGUUUGUGGGUAACUCGCUUUACCCCAAAAAUAUCAGGUCUAUCAUUAAUGUCAGAUCGUUACAGUGUUGGUGCAGUUCAUGACUGCUCCAAUGACAAGAACAAUUUCAGGGUGGAGGAGCAGUCAGUUGAAGAUAUAGUUUCUGUCUCCGGUAAUGAGCCACAGGAGUGUGCGGCGGACAAUGCAGGCUCACUUGCUUUUAAUAGAAACAAAAGCCAGAGUGAUGAGAAGUCAGUUUCCAAACUAAAUCCAAUGUUUCCUGCCCCCAAGUUCGGAGGUUCUGAAGCAAUGGCUUCUGUCUUUGCUAGGAGAUUAGAUGCUCUUAAGCACAUCAGCCCAUCUGGCAUAACAGAAGGAAAUAUGAAGCUCCUAACUGGUGAAGAGAGUCAAUCUGAAGCUUCUGUGGAUCAGGAUGACUUGAGAGUGGAGACAGAUCUCAAUUUGAGCUGGAAAUCAAAUUCAGCCUCCAAGAAGAUGAGACAUUCUUCAAAUUCAGUUAAAAGAUACAGUGCUUCAAGCUCUGGGCAAAAUAAGAUCAAACAAAAACCGGUCAUCCCUUUGUCACAGUUUGUCAAUAUACCAGUUACAGAUGUACCUAAAGGAAUUUCUGACUCUGUAAAAAGGCUUCGCUUGUCUCGCACAGAUGUCCUGAAAUGGAUGGAUUCUCAUACCUCACUCUCAAAUCUGGAGGGGUUUUUCUUGCGUCUGCGGCUUGGUAAAUCUGAAACAGGACUAGGCGGAACUAGAUACUAUGUGUCAUGUAUAACUGGCACAACAGGUUCUCAGAGGGAAAGUCAUCCACAGAAUGCCAAAACCUCUAUAUCUGUCAUUGUUGGGGGGAUUAGAUGUGUGGUUGAGACCCAGUAUGUAUCCAACCAUGAUUUCCUUGAGGAUGAGCUGAGGGCAUGGUGGUCUGCAACCACAAAAAACAAUGCCAAGAUUCCAUCUAUUGAAGACUUGAGAGAGAAGAUAGAGAUGAAAAAACUGUUGGGCUUGUAGCUUAACCAUGCAGUAUAAUAUUUCUUAGUUUUGAGUUUUGUGCAAAACGCACGAGUGAUGAUCUGCUAGACGGUUUCUGUACAUACUAAGUUUUCCCUUAAAUAUUCGUUUAUACACAAAGCGCCUUGUGCCGCUGCAUAGUAGGAAUUGUAUUCGACUGCAAUUAUACAGAGCUGAAGAAAUCUUUCAGUGAUAUCCUCAUAUUUUCUUUUACCUUGUUUGAAAAA